AUGAUCAAACUAUCAAUUUUCUUGAUCAUUAUUCCUAUUGUAUUUUCAUCACCAAUUCAACCUUCUCAAAAUAAUUCAAUAAUCGGCUAUCAGUUCUUGAACACUCUUUUGAAUGCAGCAAAAACAGAUGAUUAUUCAAUUUUUAACGAAACAUUUGAAGGAACAUAUUAUGUGAAUGAUGAACUUAUCAGAAAUCUUAAGGUUAGCAAAGAAUCUACCUUCAAGGAAUUCGCACGGUUUUCAUUAAUCAAUAGCACAGCUGAGGAAGUAUUUCCUCGCCCACAAACACAAUUCAAGAUUAUAUAUGGGCUAAAUGGAACAAUUCAGGGUUUGCAUAUCAAACAUCAAAUUUCAGAAGGCUUUUUUGAGUUUUGAUGUAACUAUUUUGGCUGAAAACAAAUAUCGACUUGACGCAAUGAAAAAGCAACAUAUUCCACAUUCCUCGACUAUUCCGCCAGUUUAUACUCCAGAUCAAAUCAUCGGAUAUCAAUUUUUUGAAGGUUCUUACGAAGGCGGCAGAAACAAAAGAUUAUUCAAUUUUCAGCGAAACUUUUGAGGGAAAAAUGUAUAUGAAUGAAGAAUUUGUUAUAAAUAUACCGAAAGAAUAUGUUCUCAAAGAAUUAGAUCUUUCACGGAGAGGCAGAACAUUUGAAAAGGCGUUUCCUCUUCCACAAACAAGAUUUAUCGUUAUUCGAAAUAAUGGAAGAGCUGAGAAAUUGGAAAUUUAUCAAACGAAUAAAUUUGGGUAUAUGAGUUGGAAGGCCACGAUUUUGUCGGAAAAUAGUUAUAAACUUGAUGUUUUCAACAAUGUUUUUAUUAUGAAAGAUCAACAUCAUUCUAUGGCUACAUCAAAACCUGUGCAAACCGGCAAAUAUCAUUAA
Messenger RNA from Caenorhabditis angaria, 881 nucleotides. Lineage: Eukaryota; Metazoa; Nematoda; Chromadorea; Rhabditida; Rhabditidae. The record is from the annotation of a GenBank genome assembly.